AUGUUCAGCUUUUCGCCAAUCAAACAGAAAUAAUACCUCAGUGCCUCAAACCAAUUUGAACAACCUUUGGAUGACAUGAGUUGCAUAAUCGAAAACGGCAGCGUUGGAUCCCUUUAUUUAGGGAACAUCGAGUCAGCUUCCAGUCUAGAAAACUUGAGGAGACACAAAAUCAAGGGAGUUCUAUCCAUCUGCAUGAAUAAGAUUCCCUUUGAAGUGUAGUCAUCACUAUAACAUUACUCCCACAUUUAUUUGGAGGAUUGUGAGUCUGAAAAUAUAGCCAGGCAUUUUGAGAACUCCAAUCAAUUCAUCGACAAAGCCAGGCAAUCUGGGAAUGUAUUGGUUCAUUGCAUGGCUGGAAUCUCUAGAUCGGCUACUCUUGUUGCAGCUUAUCUAAUGAAGAAAAACAAUAUGAGUGCCCAAGAUGCCAUAAGAUUGCUUGAAAGAAAGAGAUGGCAAGUCUAUCCCAACAGUGGAUUCCUAAGACAAUUGUAACAAUAUGAAAAGGUUUUAUACUAAUAAAAUGGAAGAUCUGACAUCUCUUCUCCUCUCAGAGAUUCAUGGUCUAAAUAAUAUUAAACUCCCACCAAGGAUAAUUUGUUUUACAACAAAUAUGAAGAACAGCAACAAUCUAGUCAAAAAACUAGACCAUUGGAUGAGAUUUGCUUUGACAAUUACAAAAGGAAAUCCAUUGGCUUUGAAGAUUUGCUUAGAAGUCCAGAACCUAACGAAAAGAAACCUUUUUCUUUAACUUAACAUAGACCAAGUUCAGCUGUAAGGACAUCCCCUGAUCUCAUUCGAAAAAAGAAUUUGUUGUCUGAUGCAAUCCAUGGAAAUAAGAAGGAUGGUUUGGCUGCCUUGGCUUAGGAAUUGAAUCAGGGAGAUUGGCAAAGUAAAAAACUGGAUUUUGAAAACAAAUACUCAAAACCAGUCAGUUAACAAAACAAUGUCAAAUCAUUUCUUACUCCAACUCGUCCAUCAUAAUUGAAUCAGCAUCAAAGUAAAUUGGAUGAAUUGCUUAAUUCUUUCAAUAGAAAAUCCAUACUCUGA
This is a messenger RNA of Paramecium tetraurelia, 1047 nucleotides long. RefSeq lists its product as uncharacterized. Gene Ontology annotation, molecular function: protein tyrosine/threonine phosphatase activity; MAP kinase tyrosine/serine/threonine phosphatase activity. The record is from RefSeq and is a predicted model, not a curated record. Gene Ontology annotation, biological process: negative regulation of MAPK cascade; protein dephosphorylation. The transcript is spliced from 4 exons. Gene Ontology annotation, cellular component: cytoplasm. NCBI's taxonomy places the organism in Eukaryota, Ciliophora, Oligohymenophorea, Peniculida, Parameciidae.